AGAAGCUCUGACACUUCAGACAGGAGUUCUGUGCCCUCAGGAAUGGACUGGAAUAAUUCUCAGGUAUCUAGUGAAUAACUACAGUACCAGAUACCAGGGAGAAUUUACAGUUUUGCUGAAACAUCCUCCAGGACGCUGCACCACCACAAACAAUGGAGGCCAGCAGGAAGCUCCCUUGCAGACAAAGGCAAGUCACUUUUUUCUUUUUCCUAUUAGGAUUGUCUCUGGCAAGUGCCGGGGAACUGAGGCGCUAUUCUGUGGUGGAGGAAAGGGAGGGUAGGUCCUUUGUAACCAAUUUAGUAAAUGACCUAGGUCUCAGGGAGCUUGAGUUCUCCAGACGAGGGGUUAAGGUCGUUUCGAAAGGGAACAAACUACAUUUGCAGCUGGAUCAGGAGACGGGGGAUUUGCUACUAACUGAGAAAGUGGACCGGGAGGAACUGUGUGAGCACACAGAGCCAUGCCUGCUGCGUUUCCAAGUGCUGCUUGACAAUCCCUUAGAUAUUUUUCAAGCUGAGCUGGAAGUUACAGACAUAAACGACCAUUCUCCAGCAUUCUUGGACAAAGAAAUCAUGCUAAAGAUAUCAGAAAGCAGUCUUCCUGGGACUACAUUUCCUCUGAAGAAUGCUCAGGACAUGGAUGUGGGUCAAAAUGGCAUUGAUAACUACCUUGUCAGUUCCAAUUCCUAUUUCCACGUGCUUACUCGAAAACGCAGCGAUGGCAAGAAAUAUCCUGAGCUGGUUCUAGACAGAGCAUUGGACAGAGAGGAGGAAGCUGAGCUCAGGCUAAUCCUCACAGCGCAGGAUGGUGGCUCUCCACCUAGGUCUGGCACCACUGAGGUCCAUAUUGAAGUCCUGGACAUCAAUGACAAUGCCCCCCAAUUUGAGCAGCUUUUUUAUAGGGUACAGAUCCCUGAGGAUAGUCCAAUAGGCUUUCUGAUCACCACUGUCUCGGCUACAGAUAAGGACAUAGGAGUCAAUGGAGAGAUCUCCUAUUCACUUUUCCAGGCUUCAGAUGAUAUUAGCAAAACCUUUUCGAUCCAUCCCUUGACAGGGGAAGUGCGAUUGAAAGAACAACUUGAUUUUGAAAAGACUCAGUCCUAUGAAGUCAAUAUUGAGGCUAGAGAUGCUGGAACCUUUUCUGGAAAAUGCACAAUUCUGACCCAAGUCAUGGAUGUGAAUGACCACGCUCCAGAGAUUAUCCUGUCUGCGUUUACCAAUCCCAUCCCGGAGAAUUUGCCAGAAACUAUGGUGGCAGUUUUUAGCGUUUCUGAUCUAGAUUCAGGAGAAAACGGAAAAACAAGCUGUUCCAUUCAGGAUGAACUACCCUUCUUCCUAAAGACUACUGGGGAAAACUUUUACACGCUAUUAACACAAAAACCACUGGAUAGAGAGACUAUAGCCGAGUACAACAUCACCAUCACAGUCACUGACAUGGGCACACCCAGGCUCACAACCCAGCACACCAUAACAGUGCAGGUCUCUGAUGUCAACGACAACGCCCCCGCCUUCACACAAACCUCCUACACCCUGUUUGUCCAGGAGAACAACAGUCCCGCCAUGCACAUAGGCACCAUCAGUGCCACGGACUCAGAUUCAGGCUCCAAUGCCCACAUCACCUACUCGCUCCUGCCCAUCCACGACCCGCAGCUUGCCCUCAACUCGCUCAUCUCCAUCAAUGCCGAAAAUGGGCAGCUGUUCGCUCUCAGGGCGCUGGAUUACGAGGCCCUGCAAACCUUCGAGUUCCACGUGGGCGCCACAGACCAAGGCUCUCCUGCGCUCAGCAGCCAGGCGCUGGUGCGAGUGCUGGUGCUGGACGCCAACGACAAUGCGCCCUUCGUGCUCUACCCGCUGCAGAACGCCUCUGCGCCCUGCACAGAGCUGCUGCCCAGGGCGGCAGAGCCUGGAUACCUGGUCACCAAGGUGGUGGCAGUGGACCGCGACUCGGGACAGAAUGCCUGGCUGUCCUUCCAGCUGCUCAAGGCCACGGAGCCCGGGCUGUUCAGCGUGUGGGCACACAAUGGCGAGGUGCGCACCUCCAGGCUGCUGAGUGAGCGCGAUGCUCCCAAGCACAGGCUGCUGCUGCUGGUCAAGGACAAUGGAGAUCCUCCAAGGUCUGCCAGUGUCACUCUGCAUGUGCUGCUAGUGGAUGGCUUCUCUCAGCCCUACCUGCCUCUGCCAGAGGUAGCGCGCGACCCCGCCCAGGAUGAGGACUUGCUCACUCUGUACCUGGUCAUUGCUUUGGCUUCUGUGUCUUCUCUCUUCCUGUUGUCUGUGCUGCUGUUUGUGGGGGUUAGACUGUGCAGGAGGGCCAGGGCGGCCUCUCUGGGUGGCUGCUCUGUGCCUGAGGGACACUUUCCUGGCCACCUGGUGGAUGUCAGCGGGGCAGGGACCCUGUCCCAGAGCUACCAGUAUGAGGUGUGCCUGACUGGAGACUCUGGGACAGGUGAGUUCAAAUUCCUGAAACCAAUUUUACCUAAUUUCCAAGACCAUCCUCUUGGACCAGAAAUGGGAGGAAAUUCCAACUGUAGUAACGACUUGGGUUUCGGCAUUCAGUUAAAAUAACUAUUUGUUUUGUUUUGUUUUUAACAAGGGUAGUGCUUUUUUGGUUGUUGUUUUUGGGGGGGUUGUUUUUUUUUUUUUUUUGAAACUCAAGCCACUGUUCUUGCUGUGCCCAUUUUGAAAGUUUGAAGCACGCUGAAAACUUGUUUUCAGGAUAUUCUGGCCAUGGUUUUAGUGAGAGUAUCUGGUCUUUUCUCCAGAGUGGAAGAUGAAAUGUUCUAGUCUUGUCUCUCUAACGUGUCACUAGUUGUACAAAUCCUUGUUCUACGAUAGCUUAGGAAUGAAUAUCCAAGAGAAGAGAUGGAAAAUCAGUUCAACCCAAUCAGAUGCGGUUUAGUGUGUGUUCUGUUCCCAGUUGUGAGCCAUCGAGAACAUACUCCAUGGCAUUGCUCAAACGCCUCGAAAUCUAAUCAGAAAGGGGGAAAGAGGAGGCGCUGGCUUGUGCUUUAUUCGGCCUCCACUGGACUAACUUCUUUGUUGGUGUUUUCUCUUUAAAAUGUUACAUAGCUGCAUGGCUCUUCUUUUGCCCGUUAUUGUUUUUAAUAUCACGAUUUUAAACUGCUUUCCACUGUGCUUUGCUGGUGUUGAGGGUUCAGAAAGUUGCCUUAUUUACCUGGUAAGCUGAAAUAGCAUGGCAGUAAAACUGACUUUUCUCUUCUGAGAAAUGUUGGCCAGGGAAAAAAACUUCCUGACAAUAUUCAUUCUUUCUCCGCCAUGCCCCCCUUCUUCACUGUCGGAUUUCAAAUUCCAUUCUGGCUAUUUGUAUGCUUAGUCAAAAGAAUACAUUUUCACAGUCUUCUUUGGCAAAUAGAUCUGGGCACAUGGCUGGGGUAUAGUGAGAUGUAAAAAGAAGCUUCCAAAGCCUUUCAGUUGAGGAUAAACCCAGGGCCCCAUGCAUGCUAAGUAAGGACGGUAUCACUGAUAUAGGACUGCAAACCUCCAAGAACAUUUUCAAAAGGAGAUAUCUCACCUGACAGGGGAUUCCCACCUUUUCAACACUUUAAUUUGGUUCUCAACUUGUGGAUCUCGACACCUCUGGGGUCGUAUAGUAUAUCAGAUAUCCUGCCUAUCAGAUAUAUACAUUAAUAUUCAUAACAGUAGCAAGAUUACAGUUAUGAAGUAGCAACAAAAUAAUAUUAUGGUUGGAGGAUCACCACACAAGAAACUCCAUUAAAUUGUCAUGGCAUUAUUAAGAAGGUUGAGAAUCACUGCUUUAAAACUGUGUUCUCCCUGGGAUGUGUAUGGUAUGAUGAGUGCACAUGUAGGAUCUAUGAUAGGAAUGGUGGGCUGAAAUAGUACAGAAUGAACUUAAUAGAGAUGGGGUCCUGGAUGACUCAGGAGUUCUCAUAUUAUUCCCUCUGUUGCCAAUUUCUAGUUGCACAUAGAUGUGUCUGCAUGUGGGUAUGUACAUAUGGGUUCAGGUACCCUCAGAGGCAUUAGAUCUCUUUGAUCUGGAGUCACAAAGAGCCCUGAGCUGCCUAUCCUGGGUUCUGAGAACCAAAUUCAGGUCCUCUACAAAAGCAACAAGUACUCUUAACCACAGAGCAGUCUCUCCAGUCCCUACAUUUAUUAUGUUUUAAAUCUUUUCAUAAACCCCCUAUGUGAGUUAGCAAUUAUUCUCUCUCUCUCUCUCUCUCUCUCUCUCUCUCCUCUCUCUCUCUCUCUCUCUCUCUCUCUGUGUGUGUGUGUGUGUGUGUGUGUGUGUGUGUGUGUGUGUGUGUUUAGGAAUACCACCUGUUAUCAAAUGAAGAUAUAUAAAGAUUGCUAUAACAAGAGUUUAGGCCUCAUUGGUUUGAGGAAUCCAGUUAACAACUUCUGGAGCAAUUAGCAAAAAUGAUGAAUUAGUAAGGGUCUCAGUGUCUGUGUAGACUGGAGUUCAAACCCCGAGUCGCACACAUGCUAAAUGUGCUCUAUCACUGAACUUCCUGCUCUGCCCAUUGUGAAUUUUCACUGCAACUCAAUUCGAAUUAUAGAAACAGAAAAUCUAAACAGAAGAAUACAAAGAUUACCCAGGCUUUCAAUAUAGAAUGUAAGCUCUAUCUUUAAAUUUAAAUAGAAUCUAAUAGAAUAAAUUUAAAUUUAUUGUUAAACUGUCACAACUCAAUUAUUGAAUGAUGAACAAUUUAAUUAAAAAUAAGCAAAAACAAGAAUAUUUUCCAAAGACAUGCCCGUGGUUAAUGUGCACCUGAAAAGCUGUACAACAUUGCUCGUCAAAUCAACAUCACAGCAAGAUGCUUGGACCUACCAGGAUGGCGAGGACCAAAGCGUCAGAUCAGUGUUGAGAGGAUGUCAUAAUUUUGAAACCCUGACACACAGCUCAUGAAAUGUAAAAUGCUGCAGCCAUUUUUUAAAACAGCCUGUCAGUUUUUCAAAUGGGUAACAUAGAGCUAUCAUGUGGUAAGCAAUUCAGCUCCUAGAUAAAUAAUAUAUGUUCCAUAAAAUAUGUACAUGAGCUGGGAGGUAGGGCACUUGCUUUUAGG
Peromyscus leucopus (white-footed mouse) is the source of this 5038-nucleotide messenger RNA. RefSeq names its product protocadherin beta-13-like. Gene Ontology annotation, biological process: homophilic cell-cell adhesion. The coding region runs from base 153 to 2561 and encodes 802 amino acids. The record is from RefSeq and is a predicted model, not a curated record. The transcript has a single exon. Gene Ontology annotation, cellular component: plasma membrane. Gene Ontology annotation, molecular function: calcium ion binding. NCBI's taxonomy places the organism in Eukaryota, Metazoa, Chordata, Mammalia, Rodentia, Cricetidae.